AUGGAGUUCUACGUCGAUGACCUGGUUCCAUGGCUAGAAAACCAGACCUCGAACCUUGCCACCGGAUCCGCCAGCGCGUCAGUAACCAUGGCCAUGGACGCGUUGGUGCCAAGCUCCAACACCCAUCUGCAAACGCUGCGGUCAGCUGCUAAUGGCUCCAUGGUUCCGGGUUCCACUCGGGUGACGUCGUGCAGUGGUGAUCAGUCAGGUUUUAUGGACCAGUGGGUGGCUCGCAGUGGUGCCGCGGUGGCGCAUGAGUGGAGCAGCUGCAAGGACCAGAGUGUAAGUGGGAGUGCGACUUUUGCUGGAAUGGAGAGUGGUCUACAAAUGACAGUUGAAACUUGCGAGAGGGAAUUCGGUGGGAAAGCGUUCACCUCUACUUACACAGGGUCGCCGGAAAAUACCACCUCCGGUAAACGGUCCACAGAGUCGACAUCUCCCGAUGAUAAUGACUCCGUUGGUCAUAGUAAACAUCAGGGUAAGGUGGCUGGAAGUUUUGAGGAAAUAAGGGUGGUGAUGGGUGGUGGUUUUGGUGGUGAAAUGGUGAAGGUGGGUCUUGGUGAAGCGGUGGCUGGAAUGGAGAUUGUGGAGCUGGGAACGGUGUUCGGUGAUGGUGAAUGGAGGAAUAAGGGCAGAGAAUCCAGGGGGGUGGAUCUGCACAUGCAUAUCCACUUCAAAACACAAACCACGGUAGGGUUUGAAGGAACAAGAGCAAAUGUGAGCUCAUCACUUCCAAUGCAGUUGGAGUUCGAAACGUAUUUUUCUCCAUUAAUAAACCCAUCAAAUUACACCCCACAAUGCACACAUACACAUACAGCCUAA
This is a messenger RNA of Lactuca virosa, 822 nucleotides long. NCBI's taxonomy places the organism in Eukaryota, Viridiplantae, Streptophyta, Magnoliopsida, Asterales, Asteraceae. The record is from the annotation of a GenBank genome assembly.